AGCCAAAGACUUUGCCACCCUGCUAUAAUCGCAGCAUUUUCCAUCCCAUUACAGCUUUCCACCUUAAAACAGAAUGCAGUUUUUUUAGCUUUAAGGGUUUCUUGUUUUCAAUCACUUAGUAGUAUUAUUUAAAAAAUAUAUAUACGUUAUUUAUUUAGGAAACAAAUUAUUGCUGUAAAGGCAUGUGAGAAGUUAAUGUCUAUGAAGUGCUGCUUCUUUGCUCCAGUGUUGCUUAAAUUAACUGAGAGUGUGCAUUCUGUUGUGAUGCAGUAUUUAUUCACGUAUGGAACUAACCACUGCUGCUUAUGUCUAAAUGCCCCUUUUUGAAUCCUCAGCUGCCCAAACAACUCAACAGGCAGAAUUAAGGAGCUCACGGAAUAAGUUAGUGCAGACACAAAUUGCUGUAUGAGAGGUCUUAGGCCUUCUUUUCCAUAAAGAAGGCAUAAAAUAGAUGGAUGUACUCUAAGAAGUAGGAUAUCCCUUAAAAAAGCACACAAGGUAUACAUUUGUAUAGCCUUGGCUACUAACCUAAACUAAAGCCAUUUAAAGAAUCUUGUUUCUUAGUGGCAUUAAAAAAGAAGAGUUGUUAUGGUUAAAAUGAAUUUCCAGAUUUCCAGUAGCUUUACAGAAGUUACAGGGAAUAUGAAUGUUUCAUUCUGUUUAAAUCAAGUCAUCCUGCUGUCAGUAGAAAUCUCAGAGGUUCAGCCUUGUGGAAGGAUUUAAAGGCAACACUUCAGCAAUAAUCGGAUUAGAAGGACUUGCAUAGCUACGUGGUGUAAAAACCAGAUAAAAGAAACCAGAGUUCAGAUUUGCCACAAAGAAAGGCAGUGAGCUGUAAGGUGCAGAACCUGAGGCUGAUUUUGACAAUUACCUGGAGUAGGGAUGCCUGCAGAUUUCAAUGGUUACUGGAAAAUGAUCAGCAAUGACAAUUUUGAGGAGUAUCUCAAAGCACUGGAUGUAAAUGUUGCUGUAAGAAAAAUAGCAAACUUGCUAAAACCUGACAAAGAAAUCUUUCAGAAUGGAGAUCAUAUGAUUAUUAAAACGCUAAGCACUUUUAGAAACUACAUCAUGGAAUUUGAUGUAGGAAAGGAGUUUGAAGAGGAUUUAGCUGGGGUGGAUGAUCGCAAAUGCAUGACCACAGUUUCUUGGGAUGGAGAUAAGCUACUUUGUGUACAGAAAGGAGAAAAAGAAGAUCGUGGUUGGACUCAGUGGAUUGAAGGAGAUGAAAUGCACCUGGAAAUAAGAGUGUGCGGAGUCAAAUGCAAGCAGGUCUUUAAGAAGGUACAGUGAGCCUACUGCUGACACAGAAGUGAAGAAGCAAGUAAACUUGCCACCAAGUCUCCAAGCACUAGUGAUGAACAUCAUCAAUGAUGAGAGUUAAUACAGAUGAAGAUUACAUUAGAACUGUAUAGUCAAAAAUAUUUUUAACAAAUUAUUUUAAAGAAAUAAUUGCAAAUAAAACUCUAUUAAAGUUACUAAACACUAUAAAUGGGUGCGCACCAUAAUUCUUGACCACACAAAAACUGAGACUGUUUGAUAAAAAACAAGAUACUGGAGUUAAAGCCAUGUGAGCAGAUAUUUUACUUGCAGUGAAAAAUCUCCUUUCUGUAGCUUUAACAAGGGGCCUUAAUGUAAUCUUGUUUUCAGGCUAUGAAUUGUUGUAGGGAAGUGAAUGAGGACUGCAGUAUGUGGCAGACCAGAAAUCCUCAUCUCUCUGAAGCCAGUGAGAAUUUUACCACCAGCUCCAAUGGAGCAGUACUUCAGUGAAAGUAUUCCACCAAAAUGGAAGAUUUGAUUUUUUAAAUUAA
Molecule: messenger RNA, 1808 nt
Organism: Centrocercus urophasianus (Greater sage-grouse)
Lineage: Eukaryota; Metazoa; Chordata; Aves; Galliformes; Phasianidae
Gene: RBP1
Product: retinol binding protein 1
Exons: 4
Coding region: 883-1290 (135 amino acids)
Biological process (GO): fatty acid transport
Cellular component (GO): cytosol; nucleus
Molecular function (GO): fatty acid binding
Source: RefSeq, a predicted model, not a curated record